AUGGCAAACUCAGGGGUCCUAAUGACUACUGAUAAUGCUGCACGAGCGUUAGGGGGUGAGUACCAAGUAUUCCUUAGUUUCAGAGGACCCGAUACUCGUCAUGGAUUCGCAGAUUUCCUCUAUAAUGACUUGGUAGAUGCUGGAGUCCGCGUAUUCAGGGACGAAGAUGAACUCCGCAUUGGUGAAGUUAUUGAUGAGAACCUGCUAUGUGCUAUCAAUAGCUCCAAAAUCUACAUACCCAUCUUCUCUAAGACUUAUGCUUCUAGUAAAUGGUGCUUUCGUGAGCUUGUCCACAUAGUAGACAACGUGUCAAAGUCAGAUGUUGAAAAAAGUAUCCUUCCCAUAUUUUUUAAUGUGGAACCUGAGGAUGUUAAACUCAAGACUCCACUAUACAAUGAUGCUUUUUUGGAACACAAGAAGAGGUUUCCUGAGGAAGUCGAGGCGUGGAAAAAGGCUCUUGGGCAGGUAGACGAAAUCAAGGGAUGGAAUGUCAAAAAGAAUCAAAGCCAAGCGAAGAUUGUCAGAUCAAUUGUUGAAAAAGUAUUGGAGAUGCUGGAGAUAAAACACAAAUCAGUGACUGAACUUUUAGUUGGAGCUGAUGAUCGGGUAAAAGAAUUGACAGAUUUAUUAUAUGUCAACCAUGAUGAUGUGCGGCUUGUUGGAAUUUACGGAAUGGGUGGCAUUGGUAAAACAACUCUUGCCAAACUCGUCUUCAAUCAACUAUCCUCCCACUUUGGAAAGUGUUGUAGCUUCCUUGAGAAUGUUCGAGAAAACUCGUUGACUGAAAAAGGCAUUGUCCAUUUGCAAAAGAAAUUAUUAUUUGACAUUGUCGGUUGUGGAUUUGUGGAAAAAUUUAAGGAUGUUGAAAAAGGAAUGAGGAGCAUAGGAAGAACACUCCCAACUAAGAAGGUCUUUUUGGUUCUGGAUGAUGUUGAUAAUAAAGAGCACAUUAAGAAACUAAUAGGAAAAUUUUCAUUACAUUCAGGAUCUAGGAUAAUCAUUACAACAAGAAACACAACUAUUCUGCAAGUUGGGGUUCAAGGUGAAAUUCUAGAGUAUGAGAUGCGAAAGAUGGAUUAUGGUCAUGCAUUUCAACUUUUUUGUCGACAUGCCUUUGGUGCAGACUUUGCUUGGGAUGAUUUUCAUAGGCUUUCAAGUGAUAUUGUCUCACAUAUGGGAGGGCUUCCUUUGGCCAUUGAAGUGGUAGGUUCACUACUUAAAGGGAAAGACAAAGCAUUUUGGAAAGAGACAUCGGUCGGGUUAAGGAAGUACCAGAGAAAGAGAUUCUAA
Eucalyptus grandis is the source of this 1290-nucleotide messenger RNA. RefSeq names its product disease resistance protein RPV1-like. Bases 1 to 1290 code for a protein of 429 amino acids. The record is from RefSeq and is a predicted model, not a curated record. The transcript is spliced from 2 exons. NCBI's taxonomy places the organism in Eukaryota, Viridiplantae, Streptophyta, Magnoliopsida, Myrtales, Myrtaceae. Gene Ontology annotation, molecular function: ADP binding. Gene Ontology annotation, biological process: defense response; signal transduction.